Molecule: messenger RNA, 1782 nt
Organism: Entrophospora sp. SA101
Lineage: Eukaryota; Fungi; Glomeromycota; Glomeromycetes; Entrophosporales; Entrophosporaceae
Source: the annotation of a GenBank genome assembly
AUGGAUACUGCAUUAAUCAAAACAGUUCAGAACCCUGUUGACUUGCCACAAAUUGUAGUCAUUGGCUCUCAAUCAAGUGGUAAAAGUUCCGUACUUGAAAAUAUUGUUGGUAGAGAUUUCUUGCCAAGAGGCACAGGAAUUGUUACUAGAAGGCCAUUGGUUAAAAAAACUGAUACUCCAGAACCACUUAGAAAAGAUAGUAAAUCAUCGGAUAAAAAAGAUUCAAGUAAAAAAAAUGAAUCAAAUCCGGAAGAGUGGGGUGAAUUCUUACAUAUUCCUGGUGAAAAAUUUUAUGAUUUUAAUAAAAUUCGUGAUGAAAUUGUUCGUGAUACUGAUGCAAAAACUGGUCAAAAUGCUGGAAUUUCAUCAUUACCAAUCACUCUUCAAGUAUAUUCACCAAAUGUUCUUACAUUAACAUUAGUGGAUUUACCAGGACUCACAAAGGUCCCUGUUGGAGAUCAACCAGUAGACAUCGAGAAACAAAUUCGUGAUAUGAUCUUGAAGUAUAUAACUAAACCUAAUUCUAUUAUUCUUGCCGUAACCGCUGCAAAUACUGAUUUGGCCAAUUCAGAUGGUUUGAAAAUGGCUCGUGAAGUUGAUCCUGAAGGAUCACGUACAAUUGGAGUUCUUACAAAAAUUGAUCUUAUGGAUAAAGGGACAGAUGUUGUAGAUAUAUUGGCGGGAAGAAUUAUUCCAUUAAGGCUUGGUUAUGUACCAGUUGUAAAUAGAGGUCAAAGAGAUAUUGAAAACAAAAAAACGAUAAAUACUGCGCUAGAGGCCGAGCGUUUAUUUUUUGAAGAUCAUCCUUCCUACAAAAGUAAAGCUCAAUAUUGUGGAACACCUUUUCUUGCCAGAAAAUUAAAUAUGGUAGAAAUUAAAGCCAAAAUUCAAGGUGCCUUAGUGAAAUAUAGAACAGAAUUGGGAUCUCUAGGAGAUCCGUUAAUCGAUGACAAUCCAAGCCUAGUUCUUAAUAUCAUCACGGAAUUUUGCACAGAAUUUCGUACAGUUAUCGACGGUAAUUCCAAUGAAUUGUCAUCAUUUGAAUUGUCUGGUGGUGCUCGUAUAGGUUUUGUGUUUCAUGAAGUGUUUGCCAAUGGUAUAAAAUCUAUUGAUCCAUUCGAACAAAUAAAAGAUGCUGAUAUCAGAACUAUACUUUUCAAUUCUUCGGGAUCAUCUCCAGCAUUAUUUGUUUCAGCAAUUGCAUUUGAUGUUAUAAUAAAACAACAAAUUAAACGUCUCGAAGAUCCAACACACCCUGAAUUUAUUAAUGGUCAUAAAGCCACGGCUAUAGUUCAUGAAAAAUUUAAUCCAAAACCACCACCAAUUGAUGGAAAGAAUGGACGUGGAAGUAUCUCCAAUUUGACAAAUCCAUUAACAAAUGUCGAUCCCGAGGAAUCAAAUGCUGGAUUCUUUGGAAGUUUUUUCGCUGGUACUAAAAAAAAGAAACCCGGCGUCUUAGAAGCUCCUCCAGCAGUUUUAAAAGCCUCUGGACAUUUAUCUGAAAGAGAGAAUAUCGAAACCGAAGUGAUCAAACUACUUAUCAAAUCAUAUUAUGAAAUUGUAAAGAAAACUAUUGUUGACAUGGUACCAAAAGCAAUCAUGCUCAAUCUUGUUUCAUAUGCUAAAGAGGAACUUCAGCGUGAACUAUUACAAGAAUUAUAUAAAUCUGAUAUUUUAGAUGAACUGCUCAAGGAGAGCGAAUUCACUGUACAACGAAGAAAAGAAUGUAAAAAAAUGAUUGAAGCUUUACAAAAGGCUGACGAGAUUGUAUCUGCUGUUUAA